This is a messenger RNA of Malaclemys terrapin pileata, 1978 nucleotides long. Its product is annotated as E3 ubiquitin-protein ligase TRIM39-like. Gene Ontology annotation, molecular function: zinc ion binding; protein binding. The transcript has 9 exons. Bases 1 to 1797 code for a protein of 598 amino acids. The record is from RefSeq and is a predicted model, not a curated record. Lineage: Eukaryota; Metazoa; Chordata; Testudines; Emydidae.
AUGGCCACUGUAGAGAAUCUCCAAAGAGAGCUGACUUGUUCCAUCUGUCUGGAUUAUUUCAAAGAGCCGGUGUCCAUAUUCUGCGGGCACAAUUUCUCACCUGCACCACUUUCUGGAGGAACAAGAGCGACCCCUGCUGGCCAGAUGGCGGAAUUAAAGGAGGAAAUUAUGAAGAUACAGGAGGAAAAUAUCACCACACUCUCCGCGGAGAUUUCCCGCGAGUUGAUCGACAUUGGAAGCGCCUGGAGCAGGCACGUGGCUCCUUCCGACUCCUUCCCCACCCCCGGCACCGUGCUGGGAAGGGGCCUGGGCAUCAGCAAACUGCCUGGGGAAAGUGAAAUGAAACCUGUCACUUUCCCCCCGCUGGGAGCCAUGGCUGCAGAGAGCCCUGUACAGAGUCUCCAGGAUGAAGCUUCUUGUUCCAUCUGUCUGGAGUAUUUCAAAGACCCAGUGUCUAUCCACUGCGGGCACAACUUCUGCCGGGCCUGCAUCACUGACUACUGGGAAGAGUCAGAUAUCAACUUCUCCUGCCCUCAGUGCAGAGAAACCGCCCAGCAGAGAAACUUCAGACCCAACAGGGAGCUGGCAAAAAUUAUUGAAAUAGCCAAGCGGCUGAGUUUACAGGCAGCCAAAGGCUCAGGAGGUGAGCGAGUGUGUGAGAAGCACCAGGAGACCCUGAAACUGUUCUGCGAGGAGGAUCAAGCCCCCAUCUGUGUGAUCUGCCGAGAGUCCCAGGCUCACAGAUCUCACACUGUGGUUCCCAUAGAGGAGGCUGCCCAGGAGUACAAGGAAAAAAUCCAGAUCCAAUUACAGAUUCUGAAGGAAGAGAGAGAAAAGCUGAUGGGAUUGAAACUGACCAAAGAGGCAAGAAUCUGGGAGCAUCUGGAGCAGGUAGAAACAGAGAGGCUGAAGAUUCUGUCUGAAUUUGAGCAGCUGCGGCAGUUCCUAGAGGAACAAGAGCAACUCCUGCUGGCCCGAUUGGAAGAGCUGGACAAGGAGAUUGAGAAGAGAAGGGAUGAGAACAUUGCCAAACUCUCGGAGGAGAUUUCCCGUGUAAAUGACAUGAUCAGCGAGCUAGAGAGGAAGUGCCAGCAGCCAGCGAGUGAAUUCCUGCAGGAUGUCCAAAGCACCUUGAGCAGGUGUGAGCUGGGGAAGGUCCCGCAACUGGAGGAGGUUUCUCCUGAGCCAGAGAAAACCCCCAGCAGCAUCUCUCAUAAAACUAUUGCUCUAAAGGAGACUCUGAGGAAAUUCCAAGCGGAUGUGACUCUGGAUCCAGACACGGCUCACCCCCGCCUUGUCCUGUCUGAGGAUGGGAAAAGUGUGAGAUGGGAAGACACGCGCCAGCACAUGCCUGACAAUCCCAAGAGAUUUGAUUCUUCUCGCUGCGUGCUGGGCCUGGAGGGCUUCUCCUCGGGGAGGCAUUACUGGGAGGUGGAGGUGGAGGAUGGGGGAGCCUGGGCUGUUGGGGUGGCCAGAGAGUCUGUGAGGAGGAAGGGACGGGUCAAUGUUAACCCGGAGGAGGGCAUCUGGGCUGUGGGUCAAUGUGGGACUCAGUACCUGGCUCUCACCUCCCCCAAGAUCCCCCUCUCCCUUGCUGAACGGCCCAGGACCAUCGGGAUUUAUCUGGACUGCGAAGAGGGGCGGGUGGCAUUUUUUGAUGCUGAUAACGAGGCCCCGAUCUUCACUUUCCCACCGGCCUCUGUCCCUGGAGAAAAAAUCCUCCCUUUACUGUGUUUGGGGAGAGGAUCCCAGUUCAGACUGUGUCCCUGCCUCACAGGGUAUAAUAUAGAGCCUUAGAAAUACACAUGGUUAGCCUCACACGGCCCAGUUUGUCCUGGAGGCCAAAGUGUAUUUGUUCAUGUCAAACUCAAGAGAAGGGGGAAAAGGUAUAGACCUGUCUGUGUGUCCCAACACUGAUUCUGCAGGAUUCUAGCAGUUUGCAGGGACAUAGACUGGGAUGGAGGCAACUGGAACCAGA